AUGGCCAUUGUAGUUGUCACCUCUUGCGUCCUGUUGGUUUUUUACCUUCUCUGCAGCGUCGCAAGGGCAAUUGCUUUUGCAUACUCAAACGCAAAACAUAAGUGGAUUGAAAGAGAAUCGAGGUUGUUGGAAGCACUUUUAAAAGAUUAUGAUGAAGUUUUGAGGUCAGAGGAUCAAAUUACACGGAAAGCCAGUCAGUUUUUGGAUUCUGAUCAACUCAUCCAGGCUGGAAUUACUCUACGACUGAAUGAAACGGAGCAGAGCUGGAUAACGAAUGCAAGAAAAGUGGUUUCGGAGGCAACCUGGUGCCUUCAGAGCUUCGAAGAACUGAGAGAGCGAAGCAACUCUUCCAAGUGGUUUGUUUUUUUGUUAAUAACUGAUCAUCUGCUGCCCAUGCUUGAUGUUGCCCGUGGGAUGAGGCGGAUCAAGGAAAUGAUUAAUAACAACCUUGGGAUGAGCCGGAGGAGGAGAAGCAAAGGGAAGAAGGAAGUAAGCGCAAGGGACAUCCGUGCAACAUUGGAGCAGUCAAGGUCCAAGGUUAGAAGCUUGCUUGCCAGAUCCAUUGUUGAUGAGAUUGAUGAAUAUCAAUCUGUUCAGACACCAGCGCUGUGUGUUAGCUCAGGAGCUGCUAAGUUGGUGUCAUCCCUAAUGGAGCUGAUCAUUGGAAACUCAAAAUUGAUGGAUGGCAUGGUGGAGCAAGUGAUAUCCAUCAGGAUGCAUGUAGAGCUGCUGCCUUCUUUCAUGGAAGAUUUACAAUUGCUACAGCUAGAAAGUGAGAUGGAAAAGUCAUGGUUGGUCGAAGCAAGCAAGAUGAUUGAGGAAGCAACAAAUGACAUUGCCAACAUCAAUAUAGCAGCAAAUCGACAGAGACGGUGGUGGGUAUAUUUCAGCCGUAAUUGGAGGGCUAGGAGGAAGCUCAAGGGGGGAAUAAUGUCCGUUGGCACUAGGAUCUCCACACUCCUGGAAACAAAGGAAAGAUAUGGUUUUAAAUUUAUCACAGGACGCUCUCCAAAUUUUGCCCGCAAAUCUCCUCGACAGCAAACCCUUGAGUAUCAGACUCCAGACAGGCAUUUGUCAUCAGCUGUAGACAACAUUCGUGACAGGCUCGUUCAAUUGCGGCAAACAAGCAAAGAGUUAUCUUUGUGUAAACUGACUCGUGAAGCAGAGGAGUACUCAAAGGCCUCCGGCAUCCAAGGCUCAGAGCUUGUAACCACCAUCUCGGAGAUUAAGGGAAUCACGCACGCAGUAAAUCUUCUUCAGAGAUGCAUAAAAGUAUAUUCGAUUGAGGUAAGGGCGGAUUCUUGCUCGGUAGUUGGUCUGGAAGAAAACGUAUAUGAACUGGUCUCGCAACUGACUUCUAACAGAAAAGAGCGCUCUGUGAUUUCCAUUGUGGGGAUGAAGGGAAUUGGUAAGACAACUCUGGCCAAGGAAGUCUAUAACCACCCUACCAUUCAGCGCCUUUUUCGAGUCCGUCGUUGGGUCUCUGUACCUCAAGUGUUUGACAAAAGUGAAUUAUUGGAAGCUGUUGGAAACCAGGUCCUGAAGACGCAAGAGAAACAGGACAGGGAAGACUACUGGAUUGAGAAAGUGAGGGAUUUCUUGAAGGAGGAGAGAUACCUUCUAGUUUUAGACAAUGUCUCGUUAACAGAAACCUGGGAUGCUCUUAAAGUAGCAUUUCCAGAAAUGGCAAACAAGAGAAGGAUUGUCCUCACCACAUGCAAGAAGGCCAUCGCGUCACAUGCUGACCAAAAUAGCAUUAACCACCACCAUCUUCGGUUACGAACCAAACAAGAGAGCUGGGAUCUUUUUUCCCAGAUAGUGCAUCACUGUCCUGAUGAACUGCAAACUGAUGCAAAGGAAGUUUUAGGGAGAGGGGGAGGCUUACCACUUGCCGUAAAUCGUGUUGGGUAUCUACUGUCGUGGAAGGAAGUGUCGACACCAGAGGAAUAUUUGAAGGAGCUUGAGCGUAUCACUCAAGGACAGAACCGAACACCGUGGUUGGAUACUGUGCAAGUGAAUAAUGCAGACUUGCAAUUCGACGAAAUUCUGAGUAAAUGUUUGUCUUACUUCCAACUUUUCUCUAGGGACUUUGAAAUCCCUGCAAGGAGAAUUGUCGCUUCGUGGGUUGCACAGGGAUUAGCACAAGUAAGCGGAGAUGAGAAAACAAAAAUUCCUGAAAAUGUUGCAUACGAGUAUCUAUCAGAGUUGAUUGGGCGUAAUGUGGUUCAAGUGGUUCAAAGAAAGCCUAAUGGGAAGGUCAAGACAUGUCGCUUGCCUAGUGCUGUGCGACAUCUCUUGUUGCAAGGUGGCAACGACAAUAAUAGCAGCGAAACAGGUUCAGGGUCAUCUCUAACUUCUCCUACAAGUAAUGUGGACGGAAACCAUAACCUUCAUGAUUCUGAAGAUGGUAAUACAUACGAUACCAGUUCCCGUCAAAUUCAUGGUCUCAACACAAAUUGGCGAAAUGUUUUGCUGAAGGAAAGCUUUCCCCGAUCAAUUCUCUUCUUUGAUGCCCGAGCAAAAAUCAAACCUGGAGAGGAAGUAGGUGAAAUUAUUAGUAGGGGCAUUGCUGGUGGUCUCUUCGGAAAACUACUAACUCUUGACCUUGAACGUGUGUUCAGACCAAAGUUGCCCGAGACCAUUGGAAAAUUAAAGCAGCUGACAUAUCUGGGAUUAAGGCGAACUUACCUAUUGACGAUCCCUGAAUCUAUUGGGGACUUGGUGAAACUCAUAACUCUAGAUUUGAAGCAUACCCAUGUUAGAACACUCCCUAGUUCAAUAUGGAAGCUGAAGAAAAUCCGGCAUCUCUACUUGAACGAGAACUGUCAAAUACAUCGACCAAUUUUCAUGAUAUCGAUGAAAAAUCUGCUGAUAUUAUCAGGCCUAUUUGUGGAGAAGGGCCAUCCUCUGAAGGAUCGUCUGGACAAGUUGACGAAACUUCGAAAAUUGGCUUUGGUAUUCAAUCUUGCACUGACAGAGCAAAUGCUAGUGGCGAAAUGGAUUGAGAAGCUGACUGACCUAGAAUCUUUGAGGCUGAGAUCAAUAGAUGAGAAGAGGGCACCUCAGCAUCUGAAACUAGAGACCAUCUCUCACCUUACGAAUCUGUCCAGCCUACAUUUGUUUGGGACGCUUGAAAAUCAGUUCAUCAUAUAUCAACUCCCGCAAAGCCUCACCCAGCUUACCUUAUCGGCCACUAGAAUUGAAGAUGAUCCAAUGCCAAUGCUAGGCCAGCUUCCGAAAUUUAGAUCCCUUUCUUUCCACUCUGAUUCUUAUCUAGGAACACAGAUGGUUUGCUGCACAGGUGGAUUUCCCCUUCUUUUAUUUUUGAAGCUUUGGAAUUUAGAUACCCUGGAAAUCAUGGAAGUGCAAAACGGAGCAAUGCAAAAUCUUCGCGACAUAGAUACUAGAUCCUGCCACAACUUGACCAUCACUACUUACUUUGAUAUGUUCUAUCCAUCGUGA
This is a messenger RNA of Prunus avium (sweet cherry), 3462 nucleotides long. RefSeq names its product putative inactive disease susceptibility protein LOV1. The record is from RefSeq and is a predicted model, not a curated record. Lineage: Eukaryota; Viridiplantae; Streptophyta; Magnoliopsida; Rosales; Rosaceae. Gene Ontology annotation, biological process: defense response to other organism. Gene Ontology annotation, molecular function: ADP binding.